GCACUUUUAAUCGUCUCCAAAAAUAAACCAAAAAUUUACUUUCAGGUCAACCAUUUUUUUUUUUUAUUGUUUUCUAAAUUCCAAAACCAUGUUCAAGGUCAAGUUUCGCGACAUCGGCUUCUUUGUGCUGCUGACAUCUCUGCACAUCUGCUCAGAUCUUCAGCCUGUGCUCGAGGCCCAUGCCAAUAUUAAGUCGCUUUACCCCACGGUGGACCGGAAUUUAACGCUCCAACUGGGCUACAACUACAAUCACUGGAUGCUGGUCAAGGCGGUAAUGUAUUCGCUACUGGUGCUGAUCGGACUCUGGUACAGUCGGCAUUUGCAAUUUACUGAAGCACAGGAGUUGGAGGAAAGAAAGGGCAUCCUUAAGAAUCCACCAACUGCCGAGGAGGUGAAGAAGAAUUGGCUCAACAGGAACAAUCCGAAUUCUGAAACGGAAUUGGGUCUCUUUCCGUGGAAAAACUUUAUCCUAUUUGCUCUGCCCUGGAUAUUGACUUUUGUGGCCAGCGGAUUGAUUAACUACCUCCGUUUCUAUAUGGUGAUCCAACAUUUCUGCAUUUCCAACUGGAGGGCCAUUCAGCUCUAUGGACAACUUCAGCUGCUCUUUUUCCAUCGCCUGUUGUCAGUGGCUUUGAUUCCCUAUUGGUCACAAGUAUUUGGGGGAGGAGUAUCCUUAGAAAAGGCAUCCAACAUUCCCGGAAAUUUCAUCAGCGUCGAAACCCAUCUGUUAGACUUGGCAUGAUUAUUAUUUUUGAUUAGUCUUUUAUCUUAUUGUAUUAUUGGAAACCAAAAUUAGAGUCAAAAAUAUUUUAAAAGAUAAAAUUGGAGCAUUGUUUUAUUGUACCACUCUUCAAAAUAAAGGCUCACUUAUAAACAUUUA
Molecule: messenger RNA, 880 nt
Organism: Drosophila ficusphila
Lineage: Eukaryota; Metazoa; Arthropoda; Insecta; Diptera; Drosophilidae
Exons: 1
Coding region: 89-742 (217 amino acids)
Source: RefSeq, a predicted model, not a curated record